Girardinichthys multiradiatus is the source of this 2852-nucleotide messenger RNA. It is a transcript of the gene nrros, whose product is annotated as negative regulator of reactive oxygen species. Gene Ontology annotation, molecular function: protein binding. Lineage: Eukaryota; Metazoa; Chordata; Actinopteri; Cyprinodontiformes; Goodeidae. Gene Ontology annotation, cellular component: extracellular matrix. The record is from RefSeq and is a predicted model, not a curated record. Bases 286 to 2343 code for a protein of 685 amino acids. The transcript is spliced from 3 exons.
CGUGCUUGUUAACUGUUGAGCCCGCACUCACCUUCCUGUGGCUCUGGUCUUGAGAACCUCAGUGUGAUUGCAACUUGUCCAUGUGACUUGGUUUCCGUUGCCUGCCUGCUUCCGUGAAGCUUAAAAAAGGGGGCACUAGCGCUCAGUCAGAGAAGGGUUUUGCAGCUGAAAGUCACACACACAAGAGCUCUUUUUACAACAGCAAGUCACUCAGCGAUAUGGUCAGGGGAUCAACCGUCAGUGGCUUGGGAAAUCCGCAUCUAACCACCAGUUGUGGAUGAUAAAAUGCCAGCCCAACAUCUUACUCCCAUCCUACUUUGCUUGUUGGCCAUGUGGAGAAUCCAGACACCAGUCUCAAGUCAUCCACAAUACAACCACUGCCAGCUGGUACAAGAAACUGCUGUCUGCAACAGUGCCGAACUCUCAUCUGUGCCUGCAAGACUGCCUGAGAACCUAGAAGAGAUUCAGCUAAACUACAAUCAAAUUAAAACACUACAUGAUAACUCUCUUCUUCGUUACCCAUCUCUCAUCACCUUAACUUUAGCUUGCAAUGGUCUGGAGAGAGUACAAUCAAAUGUUUUUCAAGAUUCAAAAUUGUUAGAGAACCUAAACUUUGCAAAUAACAAUAUUAACACUGGCUAUGAAGAAACCAGUGUUGCAUUAAGAAAGCUACCUGGUCUUAGAUUUCUAGAUCUUUCUGAGAAUAAGCUCAACAAUGAAAUGGCUUCUACUCUUCUUCAUCAUUUAUCAUCCCUGGAGUACCUCAAUCUUUCUGGAAACCUCUUGCAGAGAUUGGACGAGACCUCGUUCAGGCAUCUUCACAACCUCAAAGAACUAGAUCUUCAAAGAAACAUAAUGUUUGAAAUUGACAGUGCUUUUGGCAGCAACCCGAAGCUUCAGAGGCUCAACUUGGCCUUCAACUAUCUGCCUUGUCUGACAGACUUCAACAUGACUCAAUUGGUUGUCCUCAAUGCCAGCUACAACUUCAUCGAGUGGUUUAUUUCAAGACAGGAUCUCAACGAAACGUUCCAGCUAGAGACGCUCGAUCUGUCAAACAAUAGACUCCUCUUUUUCCCUUUCUUGCCAAGCCGCAGUAAAUUACAGAACCUUUAUCUCUCCCACAAUAUACUAAGGUUCUAUGAAAACUUGGUAGACAAUAAUACGCUCCAAAACUCAACUAUGAGCGUUGAGUUCUAUAAUCUACAAAAGCAUAUGAAAAAUGUAACUGCUCAGCUAUGGGAUAACAACCUUCAUGGUGAUAUUUCUUCUCUGGACACUUUAGAUUUGAGAGGAAACCAGGUGGAUUAUUUCCCUGAUGGAUUUAUCAAGAAAAUGCCCACCCUGUCAAGACUCCGAAUGAGCAUGAACUGCCUAGAAACGCUCAAUCUCUCAUCAGAACAGUUCUUUGGCAGCUUGUAUGAGCUGGACAUUAGCAACAACAGACUAAACCAGAUUUCAGCGGAUGAUAAAUUGCUCACCACAUUGGGCAAUCUGACUUACAUUAACCUGAGCCAGAAUGAUUUAAAGGAGCUACCUUUUGGGUUAUUUUCUUCAUUGCAAAGAAUCCACUCCGUCGAUCUGAGCUAUAACAACAUUGGCAUUUGCCUACCUGAUAAAACAAACAUCAAUGUAAACAACAUUACAAGUUGCGUUCAAUGGAACAACAUUGGGUCCCUUAGGCAGCUUUACCUUAAAGGUUGCAACCUUGAAACUGUCCCAACUUCUGCAUUUAUGGAGUUGUCGUUAACACACCUAGAACUGUCUGAUAAUCCUGGAAUUGAUGUCCAAGAUUCAUUACAAAGCUUAAGCAGAACGUUGCAACAUCUGGGCUUGGGAAACACUCAAAUACAAGACAUUGACCUCUCCCAUUUUCAAAGUCUGAAGUCACUUAAUCUUUCAAAGAACUCUCUUUUCCAUCUUCCCCCUUCACUUCAUGAUAUUGACCUGAACGUCCUGGACAUCAGGGACAAUAGACUGUCCACCAUCCCCUCUGGUCAAGCUCAUUCAUUGGCCUCAAAACUUCAGACUAUUUUCCUCACUGGAAAUAUGUUCAACUGCUGUCAAACAGAGUGGUUUAGGACAUUUGAAACAACAAAGACAGUUAAUAUGAUUGGAAAGUCAGAUAUUGAAUGCCAAGAUAUCCUAGCGAUGACACACAGAGUGCAGGACUCACAAAUGUUUCUUUGUUUGGAAGAAGGGGAAUCCAUCCUGUGGUACAUUCUGCUUCUCGUACCUAUUUGUCUUUGUUUAACAGGGAUCUCUAUUGUUGUUUUUCUUGCAUACAAGUCCAAAAUCCUACAAAAAUCAAUCAAAAAGAAGUAUUUGAAGCCCACCUCCUACUGAUACUUUCUAAAGUUCAAACGUUAAUGCAUUUUGCAUGUUAUCCAAAAAGGUAGCUGGGUAGAUGUUGAAAAUAAAAUAAAAAGGCCUUUAGGCAAAGGUGUGUUUAACUGUUUCACAUUGCCUUGUAUUGCUCAUUGAACUGUGGUUCAAAACCAGCCCCGAAUAUUAAUACCGUCAUGUAAAACUGUGGCUGAAUAUGUGGGUCUUGGUUUGUCAGUGUGUGUGUGUGUGUGUGUGUGUGUGUGUGUGUGUGUGUGUGAAGAUAUGCAGAAGUAGUGUGAUGCAAGCUGUUGCUAUAAGCAGCAGAGGAAACAUGAAAUUUCCUGUUUUGCUAAGAUGUGCAGCAACUGCCCCCUUCUGUAUCUCAAAGAGGAGGGGUUUGUGGUUUCCUUCCCAUCAGAGAGACAAGAGCGCAUUAUCGAUAUAAUAUUCCAGAUCGGUGAUACAUGUGUUGAGUUACUCUGGACCCCUGUGUUCUGUUUUAUAAAUAAAACUACUGCACGACCUGU